Messenger RNA from Mycotypha africana, 756 nucleotides. RefSeq names its product 6-phosphogluconolactonase. Gene Ontology annotation, molecular function: 6-phosphogluconolactonase activity. The record is from RefSeq and is a predicted model, not a curated record. The transcript has a single exon. NCBI's taxonomy places the organism in Eukaryota, Fungi, Mucoromycota, Mucoromycetes, Mucorales, Mycotyphaceae. The coding region runs from base 1 to 756 and encodes 251 amino acids. Gene Ontology annotation, biological process: carbohydrate metabolic process; pentose-phosphate shunt.
AUGCCGAUCGUGUACUCAUUUGCUGACGGAGAUGCGCUGUCUGGUGGUUUGAAUAGUUUCGUUGAGAAAGUAUCGCGUGAUGCUAUUGCUAAUCAUGGUUAUCUCUCGGUCGCGAUCUCUGGUGGUUCAUUACCCAAGAUCUUGUCCAAAGACCUAAAGACCAACAAAAAUGUCGAAUUUGACAAAUGGCAUGUCUUUUGGGCAGACGAACGUUGCGUGCCUCACGAUCACGAGGACUCCAACUAUCUCGAGGUGCGCAAGUCGCUCUUGGACCAUAUCCCUCAACUCCAGCAAGCCAACAUUCAUCCUAUUCAUGAAGCCUUCGCCACCGCCAAGGACACAGAAAAGGCGGCGGCAGACUAUGAGCAGCAAUUGAAAUCUUUUUUCAAAACGAACGAAUGGCCAGCCUUUGACCUUAUCCUGCUCGGUAUGGGCCCGGAUGGUCAUUGUUGUUCUUUGUUUCCCGGUCAUCCUUUGUUGGAUGAAAAGACCCGUUGGGUAGCUCCCAUCAAUGACUCUCCCAAGCCUCCACCAGAACGUAUCACAUUGACGUUCCCUGUCCUCAAUCAUGCUCGUUUAGUCGUCUUUGUCACUGCCGGCGACGGCAAGAAGGACAUGGUACAGCAAAUCAUUGAACAGCCCGAAAAGAACCUACCUUGUCAAAGAGUAAAGCCUUCAGAGGGUCAUGUCUAUUGGUUUAUCGACGAUGCAGCUGCUUCAAAAUUGAGAAAGGAGUCUUGCUCAGAAUACAAAUGA